Messenger RNA from Musa acuminata subsp. malaccensis (wild Malaysian banana), 2683 nucleotides. Its product is annotated as phospholipase D alpha 1-like. Gene Ontology annotation, biological process: phospholipid catabolic process; phosphatidylcholine metabolic process. The record is from RefSeq and is a predicted model, not a curated record. Gene Ontology annotation, cellular component: plasma membrane. Gene Ontology annotation, molecular function: D-type glycerophospholipase activity; calcium ion binding. Lineage: Eukaryota; Viridiplantae; Streptophyta; Magnoliopsida; Zingiberales; Musaceae.
GAAGCCAUGGCGUAUAUUUUGCUCCAUGGAACCCUGCAAGCAUCGAUCUUGGAGGCAGACUCCUUACUGAAAGCUCGCGGAGAUCGUACUACUCAAAACUCUAUUCAAAAGAGCUCCACUUUCUCGAGGAGCAGGCUGUUGAAAGGCUUCUCAUGGAUCAGGAGAGUCUCAUUCUGCCGUCCCAAGCUCGUCGAACAGAUGGAGGGAUUCGGCAACGAGGGCUCUGCGAACGUCUACGCUACCAUCGACCUGGAGAAGGCCAGGGUCGGUCGCACCAGAGUGAUGAGCAAGGAUGAGCUCGUCGACUCCUUCAGGUGGAACGAGUCGUUCCACAUCUACUGCGCGCACCACGCGGCGUACAUCAUCUUCACCGUCAAGGCGGAGAGAGCCGUCGGGGCGGCGGUCAUCGGCAGAGCAUACCUGCCGGUGAAGGACGUCGUGGAUGGCGCGGCGGUGGAUCGGUGGCUGGCGAUCUGCGGCGAGGACCGCAAACCGCUGGAGCGAGGGGCUAAGCUGCAUGUGAGGGUGCAGUACGUGGCCGUCGACGCCGACCCGGAGCAGAACUGGGGUAGAGGGAUCGCUGAUCCGAGGCACACAGCGGUGCCUCGAGCUUUCUUCCCACAGAGGUAUGGCUGCAGGGUGAGGCUUUACCAGGACGCCCACGUACCAGACCACUUCAUCCCGUGGAUCCCGUUGGGCGAUGGGUACCACCACGAUUACCAGCCCCAGAGAUGCUGGGAGGACAUCUUCGACGCGAUCACCGGCGCGCGGCAUCUCAUUUACCUCACUGGGUGGUCGGUUUUCACGGGGAUCCGCCUGGUGAGGGAUCCCCGGAGGCCAAGGGCCGGAGGAGACGCCACGCUGGGGGAGCUGCUCGUGAGGAAGGCCGGAGAAGGUGUUCGAGUGCUGAUGCUGGUGUGGAACGACAGAACCUCGCUGGGACUCGGCCCGCUGAAGAAGGACGGCUUGAUGGCCACGCACGACCAGGACACCUUGAGCUACUUCAGGAACACGGGCGUGCACUGCGUCCUCUGCCCUCGUAAUCCUGACGCCGCGAGUAGCUACGUGCAGGACAUUCAGAUCUCCACCAUGUUCACGCACCAUCAGAAGACGGUGCUCGUCGACGGUGAGGCCGCAGGAGGAGGGAAGAGGACGAUCCUGAGCUUCGUCGGCGGCAUCGAUCUGUGCGAUGGGAGGUACGACACGCAGUACCACUCUCUCUUCCGAACUCUGGCCACGACCCAUCGCACGGACUUCCACCAGCCAAACUUCGAGCGCGCGUCGAUCCGCAAAGGCGGGCCGAGGGAGCCUUGGCACGACAUCCACUGCCGGCUCGAAGGCCCCGUCGCUUGGGACGUGCUGUGCAACUUCGAGCAGAGGUGGAGAAAGCAGGGUGGAGGGGAGGAGCUGCUACUGCAGCCCGAACGCAUUCCAUCCAUCCGUACGGACCAGUACGACUCUCGCGCUGUGGCGGACGAAGACGCAUGGAGCGUCCAGUUGUUCCGGUCGAUCGACGGUGGCGCGGUCUCUGGAUUUCCCGACACACCAGAGGCGGCGGCUUCCGCGGGGCUCGUCACCGGAAAGGACCAUGUCAUAGAACGCAGCAUCCAGGAUGCUUACAUUCACGCCAUCCGCCGAGCCAAGGAGUUCAUCUACAUCGAGAACCAGUACUUCCUCGGGAGCUCGUACGGAUGGAGUGCAGCAGACGGCAUCAAAGUCGAGGACAUCGGGGCGCUGCAUCUCAUCCCCAAGGAGAUCUCUCUGAAGGUGGUGAGCAAGAUCGAGGCCGGAGAACGGUUCACCGCGUACGUGGUGAUCCCGAUGUGGCCAGAGGGCAUCCCCGAGAGCGAGUCGGUUCAAGCCAUCUUGGACUGGCAGCGGAGGACGAUGGAGAUGAUGUACACAGACAUCACGCAGGCACUCCGAGCCAAGGGGAUUCGAGCGGACCCCAAGGACUAUCUCUCCUUCUUUUGCUUAGGCAAUCGAGAAGGAAGGAAGUGGCCGGGCGAGUACCAGCCGGAGGAGCGACCGGAACCGGACACGGAUUACAGCAGAGCUCAGCAGGCGAGGCGAUUCAUGAUCUACGUGCACGCCAAGAUGAUGAUAGUGGACGACGAGUACAUCAUCGUUGGCUCAGCGAACAUCAACCAGAGAUCCAUGGACGGAGGAAGGGACUCGGAGAUCGCGAUGGGUGCGUACCAGCCCAGCCAUUUGGCAUCGGAAUGGCAGGCUGCGCGGGGGCAAGUCCACGGCUUUCGGUUGGCGCUGUGGUUCGAGCACAUGGGGACGGUGGACGACGUCUUCCUCCGUCCCCAGAGCGCUGAGUGCGUUCGCAUGGUGAACAUGGUGGCCAAAAGGAAUUGGGAUCUGUACGCGAGCGAGGCGCUGUUCGAUGACCUGCCGGGCCAUCUUCUUAAUUACCCCAUCGACAUCGCCGACGAUGGAAAUAUCACGGCGUUGCCGGGGUCGGAGGUCUUCCCGGACACCAAGGCCCGAGUUCUUGGGAGAAGGUCCGAGUACCUUCCCCCCAUUCUCACCACAUGAUGCCUCCUUUGUGGAUAUGUUUGUGUUAUUUCAAUGGACGAAGACUGAAAACGAUGCAACACUCUCCAAACACAUAGAAUCAUACAGUCUAUAAAUCUAUAUGAUUGAAUUGAGUAAGACUUAUCAGUAUUAACAUGAA